Molecule: messenger RNA, 2505 nt
Organism: Ricinus communis (castor bean)
Lineage: Eukaryota; Viridiplantae; Streptophyta; Magnoliopsida; Malpighiales; Euphorbiaceae
Product: BTB/POZ domain-containing protein DOT3
Exons: 6
Coding region: 217-2148 (643 amino acids)
Molecular function (GO): protein binding
Source: RefSeq, a predicted model, not a curated record
CGUGGUUGAAAAUUGACAGGUCAGGGCCAACAUUCUCUUCUUUACCAUCUCAAAAGCCUUGAGUGAUCACUAUCGAAUUUUUUUAGCAGCAAGUCUAGUUACUCAAAGACCCGAUUCACCAACUCACCUAACAGGACUCCUAUUCUAGCCACAGACUCAUUGCUCAUAUUUAUUAGACGUUGUCCCUACACAAUCAUUUCAUUACUAUAUCUAACAAUGUAUCGAGCCACUCCUAACUUGUCUACAACUCGGACAGUAGACAUGAAGAAGUCUCGUCAUGUAGUCCGGUCUCAUAGCUCAGAGAGUGAUUCCGAUGGCGUCGAUCAAGAUCACGGUCAUGAUAAAAGCAUCAUUAUUCCAACCAAAGUGGUAGCUACAACUGAUAUCUUUGAGAAGAAGGAAGACUCAUGGUUUGUUACUUCGCAAAUUCCAACAGAUCUAUCCGUUCAAGUUCAAGACAUCACUUUUACUGUUCACAAGUAUCCUUUGGUAUCAAAGUGUGGCUACAUAGGUCGUCUAGAACUUCAACCUUCAAUAUCAAAUUUUGGCUAUGAACUCAAACUUGAAAACUUCCCAGGUGGAUCGGAAGCAUUUGAAAUCAUUCUUAAAUUUUGUUAUGGUCUUCCAUUAGACUUAAACCCUAACAACAUAGCUGCACUAAGAUGUGCAUCGGAAUUUCUAGAGAUGAGUGAAGAACUUGAAGAUGGAAAUCUCAUCUCGAAGACAGAAGCUUUCCUUACAUUUGUGGUCCUCUCUUCAUGGAAAGAUACCAUCACUGUUCUUAAAUCCUGUGAAACUCUAUCUCCAUGGGCAGAAAAUCUCCAAAUUGUUAGAAGAUGCUGUGAUUCAAUUGCAUGGAAGGCUUCUAGAGACAACUCAACAGUGCACAAUAUAAUUAAUGAAGAAGGAUGGUGGUUUGAUGAUGUUGCUACACUUAGAACUGAUCAUUUUACGAGGAUUGUAACUGCAGUAAGGGCAAAAGGAGCAAAACCAGAGAUCACAGGUAAGUGUAUAAUGCACUAUGCAUCUAGAUGGUUGCCAGGCAUGGAUGUGGAAUUAGAAGGACUAAGAGGUUACGGGUAUGGAAAGAAUGAGUUGCAGUUCGGUAUCUUGUGUGGCAGGAAUAAAGAUGAAGGUGUUGGACACAGCAAGGAACAAAAAAAUAUAAUUGAAAGUAUAGUAAGAUUACUUCCUCCUCAACCAGAAGCUGUCCCAUGUAAGUUCUUGUUGAAGAUGUUAAAGAUGGCCAUAGUUUAUUCUGCAUCACCAGCUUUAAUUUCAGAGCUAGAGAUGAGAGUGGGGCUCACAUUGGAGAACGCCAGUGUGAAUGAUCUCCUAAUUCCUAAUUAUAAAACUGAAGAUCAAGCGAAAACAAUGAAGCACCCUGAACAUUGCGUGAUGUAUAACAUAGAAGUGGUGCAACGGAUUGUGGAAUACUUUUUGAUGCAUGAACAAGAGCAGCAGCAAUUGCAACCAAUGUCAGGGAAAUCAAAUGUCAGUAAGCUCAUGGACAACUACCUAGCUGAGAUCGCAAGGGACCCCAAUCUGUCCAUUACCAAAUUCCAAGUUUUGGCAGAAGUAUUACCAGAAAAUGCUCGAACAUGUGAUGAUGGUCUUUAUAGAUCCAUUGAUACCUACCUCAAGACUCAUCCCUCACUCUCAGAGCAUGACCGGAAAAGGCUAUGCAAAGUUAUGAACUGUGAGAAAUUAUCGCUUGAUGCGUGCAUGCAUGCUGCACAAAAUGACAGGUUGCCUAUGAGAACUGUGAUUCAGGUGUUGUUCUCAGAGCAAGUAAAGAUGAGGGAAGCAAUGAGAGGAAAAGAGCCAGCAGCAAGUGGCAAUAACUCAGAACAGGAGGUGAGCCAAACAUCGACAAAAGCAGAGAUCAUGACACUAAAAACAGAACUUGAGAAUGUGAAGGCAAAGAUGGCAGAACUACAGAGAGACUACUCUGAACUGCAACAUGAAUACGUAAAGAUAAACAGCAAGCAAAGACAUUUACCAGGCUGGAGUUUUAAUUGGAAAAAGAUCAGGAAAUCAUCUCUUUUCAGUAGAAAAACAGAAGCAGAAGAAACCAGUGAAGGACAGCAGAGAUCCAAUCCACUGAUCAGUAAGAUCAACUUCAGAAGAAGACAAUCCAUAUCAUAGUUUAAUAACAGAAAACAGAAAAAGAAAUUCUUUAAAACAAAAAGAAAAGCAAUGAAAUCCCAAUCGUCCAACUGUGACAAAGUUCAUUUAAUUCCAUAGUUACACUGUUUCCUUAAGCUAAUAACACCUAGUUCACCUGUAGAUAUCAUGUUCCCAGUAUCCUGCUUAAUCAUAAUAAAACUCUUUCACUUUCCCAAGAGAAACAAAACAACAAAUAACAUAAUAGUCUUUAUACUCUUAUGCCUAUUUUGAGAUGAGGACUUUAUAAUCCACGGAUUUUGUUAAAAUCAGUGGAAUUGUAAAAACCUAGGUUUUUAUAAGCUUUUUAAUUCCAUGGAUUCAUUCAUUCUCUCUUGU